Setaria italica (foxtail millet) is the source of this 2542-nucleotide messenger RNA. Its product is annotated as pentatricopeptide repeat-containing protein At4g02750. Gene Ontology annotation, molecular function: RNA binding; zinc ion binding; protein binding. The record is from RefSeq and is a predicted model, not a curated record. NCBI's taxonomy places the organism in Eukaryota, Viridiplantae, Streptophyta, Magnoliopsida, Poales, Poaceae. The coding region runs from base 722 to 2368 and encodes 548 amino acids. Gene Ontology annotation, biological process: RNA modification. The transcript has a single exon.
GCUUGUUAUGUCUGAAGGAUGAUGGAUAAGGGGACUGUCGACGUUUCAGAAGGGGGGAAACUGCGCCUCCGGGGUGGUCAGGGCCGGCAAUGGCGGAGGUGGAGCAGAGAAGAGGAGCUAGGGCGGUCAGGCCAAUCGACCAUGGUGAUGGGGACACCAUACUGAAAGGAAGGCGCGCUGCUUCCUUCCUCCAAUGGAUUCUCGUUGCCUUCUUCCUCUCCACGAUCUUGUCCAUGGCGGUGUCGCGGCGGGGAUGGCUCCAGUUGGACGCGGCGGAUUGGACAGCGGUCGCGCCGGCGCUCGUGGGGACGAUAGUUCAGGACUGCCGAGUAGAGUUGACGAAAUUUUGCGGGGAUGUACGGCGACGUGCCCCUAGGGGAUCGCCGCCGGAAGCGCGCGACCUCGUUGGCCGCCAUGGCGCCGGCGUAAUAUUUUACAUAUUACCUAGCCCCUAAUUUGGAUCGCGAUUAUCGAUCCGAUAAUUUUCAUAUAAUUAGGAUCUCGCGAUCCGAUAUUUAAAAAAAAAACACCUCUAAUUUGGAUCGUGAUAAGCCCUCUUCUUCCUUCACUAUUUCUGGGAGAUUACCCCACCAUUGGGUUUCUUGAGCUGCUCCGCCAACGCCGACGGCCGCGCACCUUCCCGUCCACUGGGAGUAGCACGAGGUCGAGGCCAUCCACCUCCGCAACCGACAGUAUGCCGCAGAGCUGAGCGCGCAGCGAAAUGCUUUCGCCGCGCGCCGGGCCGCCGCCGCCAUGCCCGCGCACCCACUCCACCUACGCGCUCGCGCAGCUGCACGCCGCGCUCGCCAAGUCGGGGCUCUCCACCAGCUCCGCGACGCCGGCCUCCGCCGCGGCCGCGGCCCGAGCGUGCGCGCGCCUGCGGCACAUCCGCGCCGGCCGCGCCGUCCACGGAGCCUCCACCAAGCUCGCGCUCCUCUCUGGCUCCACUCUGCUCCCCAAUGCCCUCCUCCACCUGUACGCCGCGUCUCCAGGGGAGCACCACCUCCGGCUCGCCCGCCUGCUCUUCGACACCAUGCCGGCAAGGGACGCCGCGUCCUACAACAUCCUCCUCACCGCGCUCGCCGCCCGUGGCCGCGUCGCCGAAGCGCUCGAGUUGUUCGACGAAAUGCCCGAGCCCAGUGUCCGCUCCUGGACGGCGCUCGUCGCCGGGUUCGCGCAGUCCGGCAGGCCAGCUGACGCCUUGCGCGUGUUCAGAGACAUGGAGGGCGCCGGGGUGGCGCCUAACGAGGUGACCGUCGUGGCCGUGCUCGCCGCAUGCGCCGACGUCGGUGACCUGGACCUAGGCCGCAAGGUGCACGGCUACGCCAAACGGCAGGGCUACUCUCGCAACGUGCUGGUCUGCAACGCGGCCAUCGACAUGUACGUCAAGUGCGGGUGCGUCGACGCGGCGAGGGGGGUGUUCGACGCAAUGGACGGCCGGACAGUGGUCUCCUGGUCGGCCAUGAUCUGCGGGCACGCCAUGCACGGCGAGGGAGAUAAAGCGUUGGAGCUCUUUGCGGCGAUGAGGCGGCGUGGCAUGCUGCCGAACGGCGUCACUUUCGUCGGGCUUCUUCACGCUUGCAGCCACAUGGGUCUUGUGGACGAAGGCCGCGCCUUCUUCGAAAGCAUGGAGAAGGACCACGGCAUCGCUCCGGAGAUCGAGCACUGCGGCUGCAUGGUCGACCUCCUCAGCCGCGCCGGCCACCUCCAGGAAGCGCUCGAGUUCAUCAACGGCAUGCCCGUGGAGCCCAACAGCGUGGUAUGGGGAGCGCUCCUGGGAGGCGCGCGGCUGCACAGGAACGUCGAGGUGGGCGAGGAGGCGACCCGGCGGCUCGCCGUGCUGGACCCGGGGAACGACGGCUACUACGUCGUGCUGUCCAACAUCUACGCGGCCGCCGGCCGCUGGGAGGACGUGGCGCGCGUUCGGCGCGCCAUGAAGCUGCGCGGGGUGAAGAAGACGACGGGCUGGAGCGCGAUCUCGGUGGGCGGCACGGUCCACGAGUUCGCCGCCGGCGACUGCGCGCACCCGCAGGCGGCGGCGAUAUGCGAGACCUUGGAUGGGUUGCUGGAGGAGGCGCGGCGGCGAGGGUACGCGCCGGACACGUCGGUCGUGCUGCUGGACAUGGACGACGGCGAGAAGGAGCGCGUCCUGGCCAGGCACAGCGAGAAGCUGGCCGUGGCGUUUGGGCUGAUGGCCACGCCGCCGGGGACCACGCUCCGGGUGAUGAAGAACCUGCGAGUUUGCAGCGAUUGCCACGCCGCGAUGAAGCUGAUCUCGGAGAUUACCCGGAGGGAGAUCGUCGUACGGGACAGGAACCGGUUCCAUUGCUUCAAGAAUGGCAUUUGCUCUUGUAGAGAUUAUUGGUAGUGUCAGACUUGCUACUGCUGAUUGGUUUCAUAGACCUAGAGUUCUAGAGGCAGGCCAAGGGUAAAAUCGUUCAGAGCUAAAGACUACUUAUACAAUGCCAGUUCGCAGCUCUUUGCCAAGAAAACUUUUGAACAUAAAACACAAGAAAACAUUGAGCGAACUUUUUAGCGCCAA